GUACACACCUUCCAAAGGGGUUGCAGUAGCUAACCAUUUAAAGAGGUACAAUCAGUAUCGAUAUCGGUGACACAUAUUUAUAACGUUCGGUGAUUAUUAUUAAUGUGUCAAUUUCUAUGCAGUUAUGGAAAAUUUGAAGAUUUGCGUGAAAACGCGGCGUGCAAACACAACGAUUCAGCAUUUGACGUGCUUCAAUUAUAGACCGAGAGAAACAGGCAGUCGAUGUUCGCGAAGGUCUCUAUUUCUAAUGUUCCACGGAAUAUACGAUUGAAUUUACGCGUUUCACUUAUGUUGCUGGUUUUUCGGCCAGGUAUAACUGAUAGAUCGAUGACGAUAGAUAAAAAGAACCGUUUACGCUGAUAAAAGUUGAUCUGUUGGACCUGCUGGAAGGCGUAUCGAGAAAUAUUGAUCGCCGCUCUCAAGGGAUAUCUCGAUUACGAUGAACUUCUUUUUGCAACGUCCUGAGCGAAAAUAGAACACAACGUUCGAUAUAACGCUUAACGUUUCUUUUCUUUAUUUCUUUUAUUUUUAAGAUUUGCGCCGAUGAUAUCAUGAGGCUGAGAGAUAAAGAGGAAGCAACAGCCUUCGAACGAUCUCUGUUUUUCGUGAGAGUGGAUCGUGGAUAAACAAAAGCGGCAAGAUGUUGAUAAAAGAAUAUCGAAUACCGCUGCCUCUCACCGUCGAGGAGUAUAGAAUUGCUCAGCUUUACAUGAUAGCGAAAAAAUCUAGAGAAGAAAGUCAAGGAGCAGGCAGCGGUGUAGAGAUUAUAGAGAACGAGCCUUAUAGCGAUGGUCCAGGUGGAAACGGACAAUAUACCCAUAAGAUUUAUCACGUGGGUAGUCAUCUUCCAGAAUGGUUCAAAAGUUUGCUGCCCAGAUCCGCGUUGAUCGCCAAAGAAGAAGCAUGGAAUGCUUACCCCUAUACGAAGACCCGUUACACUUGCCCCUUCGUUGAAAAGUUUUCUAUCGAAAUAGAAACAUACUAUUUUCCCGACAAUGGUUACCAAGAAAAUGUCUUCAAGCUAAGUGGUAGCGAUUUGAGAAAUAGAAUCGUAGACGUGAUUGAUAUCGUAAAAGAUCAAUACACGGGUGAUUACGUGAAAGACGAGGAUCCUAAAUUAUACGUGUCCCAAAAGACCGGUCGAGGACCUCUCACGGAAUCAUGGCUAGAGGAAUACUGGGCUGACGUAAAAGGGAAACAACAACCGACUCCAUCCGGAAAGUCUUUAAUGUGCGCGUACAAAUUAUGCCGUGUGGAGUUCCGAUAUUGGGGUGUGCAAACAAAAUUAGAAAAGUUCAUACACGAUGUAGCCUUGAGAAAAACGAUGGUUAGAGCUCACAGACAAGCCUGGGCCUGGCAAGACGAAUGGAAUGGUUUGACCAUGGAAGAUAUUCGGAAAAUUGAACGACAAACGCAAUUGGCGUUGCAGAAGAGAAUGGCUAAUGCAGAAGGCGAUGGGGAAGCAACAAACGACAAUCAAGACAGGGCUGUUUCAAACACGACAAUGACUCCUCAAGAGUCGAACGUUGCUACGACAUUGGCUGCCACGCUUGGGAGCAUCGAGAAAAACGAAGAUCCUCAAAGUCCCCCAAGUGCCAGAAAAUCGACCGAUAUACCUAACACAGCUGGUAGUUCAGAGGGUGACGUUAGCCCCGAAGAUUCACCGACCGAAGUACCCGACCUUAGAAAUGCUCCUACUGAAGAGAAAGCAGAUGCUAAAAAGGGAUGGAAGAAAAACAAGAUGAGUUCGCCGUGUUCGAACAAAAGUUUCGAUAUGCAGAUAGCGAAUUGGCGCAUGGAAAGUAUCGUAAGAGAAUCCGAAUCUGGUAGCGAAGAUGAGUUUUUUGACUGUCAAGCUGGGUUCAUUAUACCUAUUAUACGCGAAGAGGGCUUUGGAGAUAGCACUUCAUUAUCUAAAUGGAGUUCUUUGGAUCUUCUAGCAGAAGAGGAGGACAAUACGUUCACUUCGCCUACCAUGGUAAACAAAGAAGACGACACGAUAUUUUCACCUUCCUACUUGCAACGUAUGGCUAGUGAACGUAGCAGUAAAAGGUUACAAAUCUCUACGUCAGCCAGCAUCGAUGCCUCGUAUCCGGCUUCACCUCAACAUUCGCCGACUCAUCAACCAUGCAAAACUACUGUCCUUCUUAUUGUGAUGCAUGCUGGCAGUGUACUAGAUGCUAACGUUGACUUGACGGCGAAAAAAUCGGACAUUACAACUUUCAAAGGAGCCUUUGAGUCAGUCAUGAGACAACACUAUCCCAGUAUGGUUGGACAUGUGGCCAUUAAGUUUGUUUCUUGCCCACCUAUUUGUACCGAAGGUCUUGGUAUUUUAUCGAGCCUAAGUCCUUAUAGUUUUGAUGUGUCACCCUCGUCUAUGGAUGCUCCUCAAGUGACACACGAUACUAUUCCUAUCGGCGCUAUACCUUUGCUCGCUAGUUCAACUCCUGAAUAUCAGGACACCGUAUCACGAGUUAUAGCUGGAGCAAACCAAGUUUAUCACGACUUUAUCAGAAGCGACGAGGGUCGUGGUUUCACGGGGCAAAUUUGCCUUAUUGGGGAUUCAGUAGGAGCGAUUUUAACAUAUGACGCUUUGUGUAGAUCAGCUCACUCUAGACAUAAUAGCGAGAACAAUAUUUUGGAUAAUCAGGGCAUUGAAAAUAGCACGAAUGCCGAAGAUGGCAAACACCUGACUGCACCUUCUCCUAGAAGGAAAUCUUCUAGUAUAAGUGAUACCCCCUCACAUUGUAAAUUGGAUUUCGAAGUAGGAGAGUUUUUCAUGUUUGGUAGUCCACUUGCUCUGGUAUUGGCGUAUAGAAAAAUUUCCUCGGAUAAAACUAGUAAUAUAAGAAGACCGUUGGUGAAUCAGGUGUAUAAUUUAUUCCAUCCUACUGAACCUGUAGCCGCUAGAUUAGAACCACUGAUUUCUGCAAGGUUUUCUCUUCUUCCACCCGUGAACGUGGCUCGAUAUCAAAAGUAUCCAUUAGGAAACGGACAGCCUUAUCAUUUGUUGGAAGCUAUCCAGACGAAUCCACAAUUGUUUACGGAUGGAUUGAAUAUCCCAAAUAUGUCAAUGUCCCAUUUAAGACGGUUGUCCGAUAUAUCGAUUCAUAGUACAAUGUCUGGUGUGGUUGAAAAUGUUCCUCUAAAAGUAGUAUCUAAUUUAACGCAAAAAUGGUGGGGUACAAAGAGAUUAGAUUAUGCUCUCUACUGCCCAGAGGGUUUAGCAAACUUUCCCACGAACUCUUUACCUCAAAUUUUUCACGCUAGCUAUUGGGAGUCACUUGAUGUUAUCGCAUUUAUCCUGCGACAGUUAGGCAGAUUUGAUUUGUCAUUACUCACAAACGAGGAGAAAGAAUUAUCUUGUUUCCGUCCAGGUCAACCUAGAGAAAAGUGGAAUAAGAAACGUACUUCUGUUAAACUUAAGAAUGUCGCUGCCAAUCAUAGAGCAAAUGACGUAAUUGUUAAAGAAGGAGCACCACAAAUCCUGAUUGCUAGAUUUAUGUACGGUCCAAUUGAUGUUAUUGCUUUGACAGGCGAGAAAGUGGACAUUCACAUUAUGAAAGAUGCUCCAGCAGGAGAAUGGACGCAUUUAUCAACUGAAGUAACUGAUAAAAAUGGUAGAAUAACAUAUAAAAUACCCGAUGAUAAAGCAUUGGAACAUGGACUUUACCCAGUUAAAAUGAUUGUUAGGGGUGAUCAUACAUCCGUAGACUUUUUCUUGGCUGUGAUUCCACCAAAAACAGAGUGCGUGGUAUUUAGUAUAGAUGGUUCGUUUACUGCGAGUAUGUCCGUUAGCGGGAAAGAUCCGAAAGUUAGAGCUGGAGCUGUUGAUGUCGUCAGGCAUUGGCAAGAACUGGGAUAUUUAAUCAUAUAUAUUACUGCAAGACCUGAUAUGCAACAGCAGAAAGUCGUUUCCUGGUUGUCUCAACACAACUUCCCUCAUGGUCUUGUGUCCUUUGCAGAUGGUCUUUCGACAGAUCCACUUGGUCAUAAAGCUGCGUACUUACAUAAACUCAUACAGGAACACGGUGUAAUAAUUCAUUACGCAUACGGCAGUAGUAAGGAUAUCAGUGUUUACACCGCGAUUAACCUUAAACAAAAUCAAAUAUUCAUCAUUGGGAAAGUAUCAAAGAAGUACCACUCCUUGGCAACGAUACUUCAUGAUGGUUAUGCUGCUCAUUUGAGUAUGCUACAGGCGCACGGAGGCUCGAGACCUGCUCAGGGUAAUGCACGUAUGGUGAUCCCAAGAGGUCAGUUCGGUUUACCCGGACAAAAUGCUUCUCUACGACGAAGAAGGUUGGCAAAGCGUGCAGUGUCGCAACCAACUCCAGGUAAAGGGAUAUAUCCAUUGGAACGAUCAACGAGCGUUGGGCCUUCAAUUUCAUCGCAGACUGCGUCAACCAGAUCUACGGCACCAGAGAAACUCUGACGAUUCGCACGCUGCCGGUCGUUCUUCGAAACCCGGCAUUAGGUCUACAUGUGUAUAUCUACAUUUAACUGUCAAACUGUACGAGGAUAGUUCGGAGAGGAAGUCCUCGUAUAUUUCGACCGACACGUGCUCAACAAUCUAAAGAAGAUAAUUCUACUUUGUUACUCCGCCUUUUUAUAUCCUCUCUGUAUACCUAUUGUAAAUUUUGAAAACGCUACUCGAUACGAUGAAUCUAUGUUGUAUAAAGCGCGAUACAAACUGUAUAGACUUCUCCAUGUCCUGUACGAAGGAGGAACUUUCUAAUCGAGAAAAAAUAUGGUUUGAAGGUACGAGGACUUUGUCUUUUUGUCCCUUUUAAUCGUUAUUGUAUCAUCUACCAUUUUCAAACGCGAUGCGAUUGAUCUUUUUACCGGUUUACUAUUAGAAUUUUUUUCUAGCAAUCUUUCCAUGCGAAACUGGCACCGGCAUCUUCUGCAAAAUGCGAUCGAGCACGAUCAAAAUUUUUGAUAACGUAGUUCGAAGAGACACGAAUCGAGUCUAGUUCCUAAAAGAAUGUAGAUCCUCACUUCGGAGGAGAGCGGUUUCCUAGAGAAAAAAAGCGCUGUCUUCUUUCAACGUUUCUUUCCACCGUUUUAUUUUAAGCUGUUUCGCGAAUUUUAUUCGUUGGUCUUCGAUCGAGUCUCAGAAAUGUAUCCGCGAAUUAUAUGUAUAUACAAUCAUGUUUUACCUAGUUGAAUCUAAUAUCAUUGCUCUAAUCGUAACUCGUAAGGUAUAAAAUGAAAAAAAAGCAGAAGACAGAUCAAGAUUGGUUGAAAUUGUUACUUGAAUCUUCUUCGUUGUUAUCGGAAGAAAACUGACAUUGAUCGUAUCUCUAACCGUUAGGAGUAAAUUAGCUUGUAAGGUUACCCUGUUAUUAUAGAAACUCUAAUCAUUGCCAAGAGUUGCCAGAUAUAGUAAUACACGCGUAAUGUUGCGCCCAAGUUCCUUCGGUGCUAUGUUAUUUUCAACUAUUCAUAUCGAUUUGUAAGAACGGAAGGGAAGAAAAUGCAUUUAAUAUAUUUUGCAAUCGGUUGCAAAAUAUAUUAAAAAAGCAAACAUGAAAAACAUGAAAAAAUAAAAAAAAACACAAACACGUUUUGUAUGUUGUCUAUCGAAAAGUAUCGAGAGUACGAAUAGAGUAUGUCCUCCGAUAAACGUUGGUACAAAGACACUUCCCUCUUAACUGCUAUAGUUCCAUAUCGUUGUAGACAGCGAUAUAUGUAAAUACGUCAAAGUGUAUAUAAAUAAGCAUCGCUGUAAAAUGUUCAUGGAUAAAAAUGUUUAGGCUGUACGCAAAUAUUGAUUUAUCAAAUAGUGCUACGUGCUUCGUCAACGAAAGUAUCGUCCCCAGAUAAUAAUAAAAGUAUAAUAGUUUCUUCGACGAGAAUCACAUAGCUCGAUGACGAAGAUCGUAGACGUCAGUUACCGAAUAUGUUCUCACAAAGAUUGUGCGCUUAAAUAUUUGUAAUUAGAUGAUUAAUUAUCGUGUCCGGUUUCAGUCGAAAAAUAUUUAAUUUUGUAAUCGAUAACUAGUCCAAGUAUUACGUCGCUUGAUCUACUGUUACAAUUAAUUAAUACGAUAGCUAAUCUGCGUUGGAGGAAAAAUCAGUGGAUCGAUACAAGCAAUGAUACUUAAAAUGAAAGUGAUACAAGUCGAUUCGUUGAAUCUCAUAUUAGAUAAUGAAUCCUACUUUUUUAAAAUUUUCUUUAAACGAAUGGUUUGAUAUCUGACAAGAUUAGAUCAAUAGAGGAAUAAUUAAUGAGACUCUUUGUUGUGCCAUCAUUGUUCCUUGAUUGUCUCAGUAAUAUUAGUAUGUAAUUGGUCGAAGAUCUGCCAUUGAUCUAUUCCUGACAUUAAUAAGAAAUUCACGUAUAUUAUUCAGUGCUCUAUUCAUCGCAACUGGAGAAAAUCAAUUAAUAUUUCAACCGAAGUAUCGACUGUUUAUAUUAUUGUAAAGAGAUAUGAAUAUAGUUCUGUAUAUGGAUAUACCGUAUAGGUGUACAAGUGUACAUCUGUAACAGAGUGAUCGUGUAUAUGUAUAUAUACGUAUGUACAUAUAACUGUGUAUAUGUAUAUAUAGGGUGUUUCAGAAAUAUAUAACUUUCUGGAUUGUCGACGAAUUGUUAGAAGUUGUAACAGAAAGGUGUUAUGAAGAUAGAUUUAUUCUAGGUUCGUAGAUCUCGAUCGUUUUUUGCAUUAUUAGUUCAAUACGGACAAAAUUUUAGAGAUUGUUUUACGAAUGUUGAGAAUGUUAUUUAUUUUCAGAAACAGAAUAUAAGUCGUGUCAGACUAACUUGUAAAGUUACUCGCGAAAUACCCUUUAUAUGUAUGUAUACGAUGCAUAAAUGUUUAAGAUAUACAUAAAUAUAUAUAUAUAUAUAUAUAUAUAUAUAUAUAUAUAUAUAUAUUCUUAGGCAUAAGGAUUGCGAAAUGAUAUUUUACUUAUAUGGGUGAAUUAUUGUCACUGGUAACAAGAAUUAUAUUUUUUUUAGCAUAACUUAAAUGACACAUUGUAAUAACUAAUCGAGAGUCAUUGUUUUAUAUUAUGCGACCUUACUCUAAUUGGAAUAAUUAUUUCAUAUACUGUUGGCUCAUGAUUUUUUAAAUUAAUAUCAAUGGAAAAUGACUUCAAUUUCGGAUAGAAAGCCUGGCUGGUAAAAUUGUAUUCCACUUUCGUCAUUGGAUAUUACAAUAAAUUAUCAAUCAUUGUCGUUUAAAAA
Bombus huntii is the source of this 7192-nucleotide messenger RNA. RefSeq names its product protein retinal degeneration B (gene rdgB). Gene Ontology annotation, molecular function: phosphatidylcholine intramembrane carrier activity; phosphatidylcholine binding; metal ion binding. The coding region runs from base 641 to 4432 and encodes 1263 amino acids. Gene Ontology annotation, biological process: phospholipid transport. The record is from RefSeq and is a predicted model, not a curated record. Lineage: Eukaryota; Metazoa; Arthropoda; Insecta; Hymenoptera; Apidae. Gene Ontology annotation, cellular component: cytoplasm. The transcript is spliced from 21 exons.